This is a messenger RNA of Rotaria sp. Silwood1, 315 nucleotides long. NCBI's taxonomy places the organism in Eukaryota, Metazoa, Rotifera, Eurotatoria, Philodinida, Philodinidae. The record is from the annotation of a GenBank genome assembly.
AUGUCAAAUACACCAAAAACUACAAUGAACAACAAUAAUGCUGCUCAACAAGUUAAAUUGAAUGAUGCGGCUGAAGCAUCAAAUUAUUCAAAUUGUUCAGAAAAAAGAUCUUCUGCUGAAGAUAUCAAUACUGAAACAAAGAAAACACGCUUCGAAACUCCAAUUCUGGAACAAAAAACUUCGAUGCCUUCUGCUGCAAGCGCCACGGUACCCAAAUUUGUGAGUGCUGCUACAAUGGCUGCACCAGUUCCCGAAAUUAGUGAUGAAGAACUUCUCAAGUUUACACUCGAAUUCGAACGUAAACAUGGUAUUUAA